CAACAGGUGUAAAUGUGUUGUUUUCUUCGCUCUCCCCCCUUUCAAUCCUUGACCCAGAUUCCUCAGUGUUUUGAUGCAGAGGAGCAAUGUGAACUCACCUCGGCCCCCCUCUCUUGGCAUUUAAUACUGAUCCCGCAGUAUCAUGGCUUGGAAUUAAAUGUGCCUGUCAAGACAGAGAGAUCCCUGCACGGCAUCCAGCUGCCUCCAAGUCUGGAUGGCUCGCUUUAAAUGGGUCAGAUGUUUGUUUUGGAUUUAUAAAGCUACAGUUCUUCAAUGCGAGGGGAGGCCAUGUAUAACAUUAGCACCUCAGACAGGCUGGAAUUCUAAUUAGCUGCUGAUAUACAGUAGUGCGCCCGAUAUAGCAACCUGUUGGCUUGCAAAGACGAUGAGGAGCACAUGAGAGGAGAGCAAGGGAACAAGACGCAGUGAAGACGGAGUGAUGUUUCGACUUUGACUGAGCUCCAUGGAGGUGGUGAAUCUACAGCUGCAGCCCGACUGGGAGCAAUGGAGGAGAGAGAUGGAAGACAAGUGGACAUGGACAUGGAGGGAGAGAGUGAGGCGAUGGAUGAGCGAGGGGGAGGACGAUGAAGAGACGGACAAUGAGGUGAGUGAGCAGGAUGAAGAUGCAGGGGGAGAAACUGAGAGUGAGGAGAUUCAAGUUUUGCAUGAGGAAGACAAGAAGAUGAUCACUUUUUCCAGCCAGGAUGAGCUGGAGCAGGGAAGCUCAGCUGCAGAAGAUGACCUAGAAGGUUCUAGAUCUUGGGAAGAUGAGAAGUUGGUAAACCUUUCCAGCCAAGAUGAGCUGGAGCAGGGAAGCUCAGCUGCAGAAGAUUCCCAGGAAGGUUCCAGAUCUUCCAAAGAUGAGAGCAAAUGUCUCCAGAUUGAGGGACGAAAUGAUGAUGACAGAAAGUGGAGAUAUGGAAUACAUAAUGCGAUGAAGGAGGCAAGAAACGUUUGGGAAGAUGAAGGGUCAGCUUUGUGGACAAGCCAUGAAGAAGAGGAGGAGGAGGAGGAGUCCAGUGAUGAUGAUGAUGAGGAGACAGUGAGCUCUCAGGAUGAAGAUGGCGUAAAGGUGUACUCCAAAGACGACCACCAUGUGGAGAUGUUUCACACUCUGACGGCGUUCCGGGACUCGUCUCAGCUCACCGACCUAACUCUGAGCACCAAAGAUGGCGGGAGGCUGCACCUGCACUCCAUUGUCAUGGCAGCCGUCAGCUCGCUGGUCAAGGACUGUCUGAACAAGAACAUGCACCAGGAAGGAGAGCACAGGCGGUCCAUCUCCUUGGAUCUAGACGUGGACCACCAUGGUUUGGAGGCGAUUGUAGAGUUUGCCUACACUGGACUCAUAUCCUGCCUGGAGGACGUACAGCAGGUGAAGGCUGCAGCUCAGACAAUAGGUGCCCACAGAGUGUUGGAUCUUCUUAGGAAGAUGGAGGAGUCCAGCACUAAUGGUAGUGGUAUUUCUUCUUCGGAACAACUGGCCAUUAGUCUUCAGUCCACCAGAGAGCUGUGGAUGGACCGAGUGGGCUGUGACAUCAUCCUAGAAGUAGUUGGAUUAUCACUUCCUGUCCACAGAGUAAUCCUGGCAGCGAGCAGCGACUUCUUCCGUGGAAUGUUCAGUUCAGGCAUGAGAGAGUCCACUCAGUCUCACAUCAGCCUUCCCUUUCUAUCAGCUUCAGACUUGGAAGUUCUGACUGGUUCCUCCUACAGUGGCACCCUCCCCCUCAGCUGGAGUCGUGUGUUUGAGAUCAGCAGCACCUCCCUUCAGCUCCAGUACCAGCCGGCGCUCUCCCUGUGCCUGAACUUCCUGCAGCAGGAACUCAACCCACACUCCUGCCUGGAUGUGGCAUCCUUUGCUGAAGCCUACCAGGUGUCUAAACUUGUUGAAGUCUCUGACAACUUCGUGCUGCGGCAAUUCCAAAAGGUGUCAUGCACCUCCAAGUUCAAGGACCUGCCGGCCAAACAGCUCUUGAGGUACCUGAACAGUCGCUCACUUUGUGUUCCGUCUGAGCUAGUCGUAUUCAAGGCGGUGGCAGCCUGGAUCCAGGCCAGACCCAAGACUAGGCUUAAACUUGCCAGGGAGCUCAUGAAGACCAUCCACUUCCCCCUCAUGUCAUUUGAGGAAUUCAAAGAGGUUCGGUCUGUGAACAUGUGGUCUGAGCACAACCUAGCGGACCUGUAUGAAACGGUCUGGGAGGAUUUCUGCUCGAGUGAGGUGGAACCACAGAGCCAGUGCCGCGUCUAUCUGCCAGAACAGAGUCUAGUCCUGACCGGAGGUGACCAAAUCUCUGAGGACUUGGGCCGGAGACAUAUCAGCAGAGAAGUCUGGUUUGGAAAUUCCUUGUUGAACCACACGGGAAUCAAAAAGGCAAUGGAGUGGAGGCAGCUGGGAGAGAUGCCGGAGCCUUCCAGGUUCCGUCAUGAGGUGGCGGUGCUCAAAGGACAACUGUACGUGUUCGGUGGGAAGAAGUACUAUGGCACCGGAGACACCCUGCAUUGCGUUUAUAGAUACAACCCGCUUGAAAACAGCUGGCACAGAAUGGCUGACAUGACACAGAAGAGGAACUCCUUCUCGGCGGUGGUGAUUGAUGGGAGCAUUUAUGCCAUCGGGGGGCACUGUGACCCGGAGUACAUAGAGAGUGUGGAAUGUUUCUCACCUGCUGCCAACUCUUGGAGCUUGACCUGUCCCUUGGAUCUAACCCUGGGUGGACAUGUGGCAAAAGUGUUGCAAGGCCAGAUCUUCAUCUCCGGAGGACUGAACAGUGACUAUCCAUGUCUGGCCUCUCUGUUUGUGUACCACCCAGAGAGAGGAAGCACCUAUUUGGCGAGCAUGUCUCAACCACGCGCCCACCACUGCAUGGAAGCCCUGGAUGACCGUCUUUACGUGGCUGGGGGGAUCACAUUGGACAGUAACAACACAGUGAUAGACCAGCUCAUCUGUGAGGUGUACAUUCCCGCUAGUGACAUGUGGACGGCCUUCUCGUCCCUGCCGGUGCCUCACGUGGGGGCAGGGAGCGCCAUAUUGGAGGGGAAGUUGUACCUGCUAGGAGGGUACAGCCAGGAGGACUACAGCGACACCAAGAUGGUCCACCGCUACGACCCUGCCCUGCGCAGGUGGGAGAAUAUGGGCAAGAUGCCCGGGCCUAACAACGAUUUGCGGGUGUCUUUGCUACGUUUGCCACCACGUGUACGCAUGUAGGACACUUUUCUGCGAUAAAUGACUCCCAGAGUGGUUGGAGUUGCGAUGUAUUUAAAAGUGUUGUCGUUAAGUUCACAAAGGUGAUUUUUGUUGUAUAUUCUGUGAUAUUUUUGCUUGUUUGUCUAACUGAAAAACACAUAGCAUCUAGGACAAACAAAUAUGACAUUUUCUACGAUAAAGUAAUCCAGAGUAGUUGAAGAUUAACAUUUUUUAAUGCGUUGUAGAGUAGACCCCCGCUAUUCGCAGGGGUUACCAUCCGAGACCACCUGCGAAUGACAAAAAAAAAACGGUGUAACUGAGACGCACAUAAUAGUGUCUAUUUUUGACACACAGAUCACUCCUCUCGGCCAAACCCUCCUGCAAGCUUGAUUGAUUAGGGAUCAACAUUUGCAAUAAAAGUUACUGUCCCUCCCUGUCUCUCUCCCAUUGCCAUUGCUCUAAAGCUAACAACCGAAAUUAAUUGACGCAUAAUCCAGGUUUAAACCCUAAAUAUUCCUCACACAUUUAUUAAACACAUUUUAAAUGAUAAAAUGUACAGGUACUCACCACAAAUGAAUGAUAAUGAAAGAUGAAUCUGAGGGACGGUCUAGCCUUCAUCUUAGUCGUCAGACUAGUGCUACAGCUGCACUUCUGUUGUUAUGGGACGGCCCCCAUCUGUCACUCCUGCACUCUACAGGCUGCUUAUGUGUCGUCCCGGCUAGGUGUCAGAGAAGGCGUUUCUCCGAGCCGCGUCUACAUAAUCCACACCGCUUGCCUGUUGAAAUUCCAGUAACAAUUUAGGAUCACAUAUUAACUUCUAUUCACCUCACUGCAAGGUUUGAGGCCAGAUUGACUGUCGAAGCUAAGGUUUCCCUAGCCACGUCCUUACGUGGCACAGUACAUGUAUGCUGUACGUUGUACCUGUAUUAUCACAUAUGUCAUUUUUCUAGGAUGAAUGAGAUCUUCUCUGUGGGAAAAAAAUAUUUUGAAAAAUCUGCAAAUUUCCAGCGUCACAAAUGUAAAUCGUGACUAUGUAGGAAUUUUUCUUAUAUAUUCUGUGGUAUUUUUUUGUCUAACUAAAACUAAACAACACAUAGCAUGUAUGACAAGGGCAAUGUAAAUUGAUUUUCAAACAUGAAUUACUCCAAGAGUGUUGAAGAGUAAUAUUUUUUAAAUGGGCUGUGUUUAAAGGUGUUGUAGUUUAAGUUAUUUUUGUUGUAUAUUAUGUCGUAUUUUUGCUUGUUUAUCUGCUAACUAAAUAACACAACAAAGAGAGGGCCUCCAAGCACUAACGACUGUAGGUAAAAACACAAGAUGGUGCAAGCAUGCUCAUGCUUGCCUGUCAAUCUUCUUAUAUUUGCGCUGACUCGAGUGUCUUUAUGACUGAAAUAAAACAAUAAAUUAAUUAUCGCACAUAAAUAAAAAUACAUAAGAUUGCUACAUCUCCUACCUGAGUUGGUCCAUUUCUUCCUGCAACAUCUAUCCACUGUACACAAGAUCCAAAUGACUUUUAUUUGUUAAUAUUUUGUUUAAACUCUUACACACAUGGAUUAUCAGCACAAAACAUGACUAGGAUCUCAAGUGCUGGGGAAGUCGUAGCACACAAGCCCUAGUGUCAGUAACAGCUGCUGGCAGCUUUCCCAUGUUUUCCCAACGCUGCGUGCCACAGUUAAACCGGUGGACGAGUCCGGACUCGCUGUAAUCCUCCUGGCAGUACCCUCCGAGUAUGUAGAGG
Molecule: messenger RNA, 4913 nt
Organism: Dunckerocampus dactyliophorus (ringed pipefish)
Lineage: Eukaryota; Metazoa; Chordata; Actinopteri; Syngnathiformes; Syngnathidae
Product: kelch-like protein 33
Exons: 4
Coding region: 464-3199 (911 amino acids)
Molecular function (GO): protein binding
Source: RefSeq, a predicted model, not a curated record